AUGAUGUUAUCAGAUCCUGCUGAUUGCGUCCUCCGUGUUGAUGGAACUUGCAUGUGGCAUCCACCUCGCCCGAUGUUGCAGAUUUUCUCACUAAAGUUGCAUAAAGUUCAUGUGGACGGUGGCUUGGUAGAGUUGUAUGGAUAUAUAGCAGCGUGAGAUCGUCUGGAUCCAUUGCUUAAUCAUGUCAUCAAUUUCAGUAGGGAUGAUCCCAUCAUUGUGGAGCAGGGUUCUCUCAUCAACAUGAAUGGCCCUAAGCGAGGGAUGCAAUUAAUAGGCACUAUUCUAAUAGAAUAUGACUUGAGGAUCAAGACUGGCAAACAUGAAAAGGAUGAUCUACAGCUGAUUGAUGGUGCAUCAAUCAUCGAUGACAUUGGCACUGAGGACCGGGAAAUAUUCACAAGACGAAUUCAUGGCGAGUAUGGCACAAUGGAGAUAAGUGCAUCACGUCUUCUCUAUGCAGUUGAGGCGACCAUAGAAGUUCUCAUAUCAGAAGUGUAUAGAAGCUUCAAUUUGCAUCUUGGAUGUUUUACGAGCGGGUUGCAGGAACAAAUUCAGCUCUUUGAUGGUGACAUUGGCGAGUCAUGUGGCUUAAAGAGAUCUGUGGUUGCUGUAAGGAUGCAUACUUCUGUGGAUUUGAAGUUCAAGGUAGGUUCAGAGUCAUCCAGAUCUGAGCAUUGCUGUUUCUUCAAGGCGAACCAACAUGGAUGUGUUAGUAAAGAGAUAAAGACUAAUCUUGGUUUGAUUUCAGUAAAGGUGACUUGGUCACCUUUGCCUAGAGGACUAGGUGUAGUGUUUCCUGCCUAAUAUAAGGUUUUAUGGUGCCAUACUUCUAUAUCAAAAGUUACCUCUGUUAUGAGGAGGCCAAGAGAGAUUAGGCAACCA
This is a messenger RNA of Panicum virgatum (switchgrass), 882 nucleotides long. RefSeq lists its product as uncharacterized. The record is from RefSeq and is a predicted model, not a curated record. Lineage: Eukaryota; Viridiplantae; Streptophyta; Magnoliopsida; Poales; Poaceae.